AUGGACGACGGUCCACCCCCACCCCCUCCACCGCCCCACGGCUCCAAGCCGAACACCACCCACGGCGAAUACCGCAAAACCUCCGACCUCCCGCCCGGCAACUACGACAUCUUCAUCAUCCCGCCGCACUCGGCGGGCUCCGGAUUCCUCUACCUGCCGUCCCUGCAAACCCAGCGCAACAGCUUCAUCGCCGGCUGCGUCUCCACCCUCGUGGCCAUGCUGGUGUGGGUGGCUGUCUCUCCGAUCCUGAAGUCGUGGUACGCUGCCACCGUCGCCAGUGGAAGCGGCAUGGGCAUCGCCAUCCUGGCAGUUGGCGUCGGGGUAGCCGGGUGGGCGUUUGGCGCGGCGCAGGCUGGUUUCGGCGGCGGUGCUGGUGACGGGGGUAGCGGAGGUCAUCGCGGGAAGCGGGGCGGGUUUGGAUUUGGUGGAGGUGGAGGCGGGGGGAGCCAGAACUAUGGCGGAGCGCCGGGUGGAGGACAUCAGCAGCACUACGGCGGAGGGGCAUACAAUAAUAACAAUGCUGGAGGAGCAUCACCGCCGCCACCACCACCCGGAGGAGGGGGUCCAUAUGGCGCAGGAGGGCAUCAAUACCAACAGCAACAGCAACAGCAGCAAACAGGCGGACCGCCACCGCAAUCGUCCCCCCCACCACCACCACCACCACCACCUCCUCCUCCUCCUCCACCCCAACCUGAACCCGAACCUAAGCCCCAAAGCGGCGCGGACUGGGAGAAAGCCCGCGAAGAGACGCGGCGCAAGGAGGAACUCCGCCGCAAGAUGGAAGCCUUCAAGCGCAAACGCGAGGCCGAGCAGCGCGAGAAGCAGAAGCAGCGCGAACGCGAAGCCAUGGAGCGAGAACUGCGCGAACGGCGCGAACAGCUCGAGAAGGAGAUGGCCGCAGCCAAGGAGGCCGCCGCACGGGAGGCCCGCGAGCGCGCCGAGAAAGAGGCGGCUGAGGCACGCGCCAAAGCCGAGCGCGAAGCGGCCGAAGCCCAGGCGCAGCGGGAAGCGGCCGAGGCGAAAGCGAAAGCCGAACGAGAGGCCGCGGAGGCGAAAGCGCGAGCGGAACGACUUGCGGCGCAGGCGCGCGAGCGCGAGCAACGGCGGGCGGCGGAGGCCAAAGCCCGUGCGGAGCGCGAGGCAGCGGAGGCCAAGGCCAAGGCGGAGAAGGAGGCGGCGGAGAAGGAAGCAGCCGCCAAAGCGGCGGCCAAGAAGGAGGCGGACGCCAAAUUCGCCGCCCUCAAGGAAGCGGCCGCGAAGAAGUACGCCGAGAAGAAGGCCAAGGAUGCGCAAGAGGCGGCCGCGGCGGCCAAAGCGAAGGCAGCACCGUCCCCGGCCCCGCGGACCCCAUCCCCGACCAAGAAACCGCCCACCGCGCGAACACAGACCGCCUCGACCGAAGACGACGCGCACUCCUUCCGGACAUACGACCGGCUACGCCGCCCCUACGGCACGGCGACCACAGCGACGACGUCCAGCUCAUCCGUCUACUCGGAAUCCUCGUCGUACGCCCCGUCGCAGUCCACGGCGCGCACCGACCCGCCGCCCUCGAACCGCGGACCCUACGAGACCAAAGACCCCGACAAAGUCGUCAUCCAGGGCGUCUACGCCUUCAACAACGCCUUCCUCCGCACGCCCGUGGCGCAGCUGGUCGCAGGGCAGGGCAUGGUGUCCGACGGACUGGUGCUGCGCAUCACCACCGAAGGCCUCUUUAUCGACGACGACGUCCGAGGCGUGGGCCAGCGCGAAUGGGACGUCAAGGCCUGGACGAUGAAGCUGGUAGAGGUCUGGUGUCCGCGGUACGCGGCGCAGCCGCAACCCAGUCGGCCGCCCCCGGGCCCGUUUACCAAGCGCACCAACGAGCCCACGGCCGAGGAAUCGGAGUCAUGUCUCGCGAACCUCCUGAAGGUGUGCAAGAACCAGUGCCGCCUGGCCCGCGGCGGCGGGAGCGCCAGCGGCCUGCACGUGCUGCGCGCCUCGGUGCGCGACCAGGAAGGCAAACGGUAUGUGUUCGUCCUGCAGGAGACCGAGGGCUGGAAGGUGGCGAUUGGCUUGCAGCGGUUACGUCGCGGCACGCUGUCGCGCGCGCUGGGCGUGUCGGGCAUGGCGCUGAAUGAGAGCCGGACUGUGCUGGCGGGGUUGGGGUAUUAA
Molecule: messenger RNA, 2151 nt
Organism: Aspergillus homomorphus CBS 101889
Lineage: Eukaryota; Fungi; Ascomycota; Eurotiomycetes; Eurotiales; Aspergillaceae
Exons: 2
Coding region: 1-2151 (716 amino acids)
Cellular component (GO): cytoplasm
Source: RefSeq, a predicted model, not a curated record